Messenger RNA from Dioscorea cayenensis subsp. rotundata (Guinea yam), 615 nucleotides. RefSeq lists its product as uncharacterized. The coding region runs from base 69 to 299 and encodes 76 amino acids. Lineage: Eukaryota; Viridiplantae; Streptophyta; Magnoliopsida; Dioscoreales; Dioscoreaceae. The transcript has 2 exons. The record is from RefSeq and is a predicted model, not a curated record.
GGUUGAAUACCCUGAUUCAGUAGGUCCAAACCAUCGUUCAGCGGAGAGAUCUCAAUUGAACGGCGGCGAUGAGAAGACACGUCGGCGGAGGAGUUGGCGGUGGCGUUCCGGCGAGGCGGCUGCCACUGUUAACAAGGGCGGUAGACUCCGUAUUCGCGUUUGUGCGGGUGGCUGAGUUUGAGAUCCUCUUCGUUCUCUUCUUCUUGGUCGCUUUCCUCAUCUUCAAAGACCUCACAUCACGACCAGCAUAUAACCAGAUCUUUGUGAAGAAGCCUCUUGAUGAUGAUUUUUGGCCCUAGGUCCCAGAAUAGCUGUUGGGGCAUUAUGAUAUAGAAAAACUUGUGCAAAUAUGGCUUUAAUGAUUCUCUUUAUUUUGUGUACUUGAAAACUUAAUUGUGGAGUCAAUACCUUGGAUUUACUUCAGAGUGUAACAUCACAUUUGCUGUACUGUGUACUUGGAACUUGCAAUAGUACAAAAUAAACCAUAGUUAUAGCAUUGAGACAACUGGUUUUCAAAUCCACAAGACAUACCCCAGAAAAGUGGCCUCAUUGUAUAUAGUCUAAUACAGUAGUUUGAUAGUUAUAAUGUUAUUGUUUGGUAUUUUUGGGCAGGAA